UCUGGUGCUCGGUGCUGCUCCAGUGGCUGGAGAUCGAGAUACGACUGUAAACAAAAAUCAAACCAACCAGUUUCAAGAACAUUGGAAUAAUAGAAUAAUUCAUCAAUAAAGGGACUAAAGAGGUUGAAAGGUGGUUUUGAUGAAGAUAUAAUAGUUCGUGAAUCGAUUUUGCCAGCUUUAAGAUAUUUUCAAUUCUUUUUUUUUUUUUGUAACAUUCAAUCAAAUUAUUUUUUAUUUUUAACCACGUUCUUCAGCAAUUCAUAAGGGUAAAAAAAGAAAUGAAUUUGCUGGUAAAACUGUGCAGCCGGUUGGCUGUUUCACCUCGACCCCUACAAGUCAUGCCUUCAAGGGCAUCGGCUUACAAGCACGUCGAAAAGCCGGCUCCUGGCACUGGCAAGGCAUUCCGAAGAAUUGUCCACUACCCAGAAGAGUACACUGUGAAGCCCCUAAAUGUGACUAACCUGGGCGGCAGGGAUCCAGUCUCAGGAAGAAUGGUGGCCAAAGGCAUUGGUGGCGGAAUCAAACACAAGUAUCACUGGGUCGACUGGAAACGACUUGCACCCAAGGAUGGAUCACCAUUGGUCGAGAAGGUGUUCGAGGUCAUCGAGGAUGGCUGCAGAACUGGGCAUGUUGCCCUCGUUGGGCAGGGAGAUGAAUUGAGGUACAUAAUGGCUACUGAAAACAUGAAGCCUGGCAACCUCAUCACAACCUACAGCGAAAUCCCUCGAAUCCCUGUCCGGCCAAAAGAAGGUGACGCCCACCCUAUUGGAGCUCUGCCCCAAAACACAAAAGUGUGCUGCGUUGAGAUGCACCCUGGACGUGGCGCCUUCUUUUGCAAAAGUGCAGGUAGUUGUGCCACGAUUGGCCGGAAAGUGGGCAACGAAGUUCUAGUCACCCUGCCUUCCAAGCGCGAGUUUUUCCUGAACCAGGAGUGCAUUGCAAUAGUUGGUAGAAUCUCAAACGCGAUCCACUCAAGUAUCCCUAUUGGCAGCGCUCAAAGAUUGCGUUGGCUAGGAUACAGACCACGUUCGGGACUGUGGCAACGGAAGAGCGGCAUCCACGGCAGGAAGAUUCGGGCACCCAUCCCCAUUAUGGCCAUUACGAAGCCUCGCGAAAAACCUGCAGAGGCCAUCACUUUUACCCUCAAAACUUUUUGAGCUGUUCCAAUAAUAAACAAUUUAAAUUUGGUUAACAUGCAA
Messenger RNA from Neocloeon triangulifer, 1199 nucleotides. RefSeq names its product large ribosomal subunit protein uL2m (gene mRpL2). Gene Ontology annotation, molecular function: RNA binding; structural constituent of ribosome. The record is from RefSeq and is a predicted model, not a curated record. The coding region runs from base 279 to 1157 and encodes 292 amino acids. NCBI's taxonomy places the organism in Eukaryota, Metazoa, Arthropoda, Insecta, Ephemeroptera, Baetidae. The transcript is spliced from 3 exons. Gene Ontology annotation, cellular component: ribosome. Gene Ontology annotation, biological process: cytoplasmic translation.